Molecule: messenger RNA, 1708 nt
Organism: Seriola aureovittata
Lineage: Eukaryota; Metazoa; Chordata; Actinopteri; Carangiformes; Carangidae
Exons: 6
Coding region: 205-897 (230 amino acids)
Biological process (GO): response to bacterium
Source: RefSeq, a predicted model, not a curated record
CAAACUUUCCAGUUAGGUCCUUUUUCAAAGUUUACAUUAUUUGCUGGAGCUACAAUAGAGUGUAUAUGCGAGACAUUGCGUUAUAUUGGCUGGUGAGUGUGACGAGCGAGAUGAAAAACAAAAGACACUCCGCCCAUCUAAACCUCUUUAUAUGAGCUCAGUGGUUCAAACGAUCUUUGUACUGUGACCCGAUCAAACGCAACAAUGAGGAGCUUCACCGUGGCAACAGCUUCAUUUCUCUGCUGCAUCAGCUGGAUCUCUGUCUCAGUGUCUCAGUCUCAGACUGUGGAGGUCCAGUCUGGUGAAGACGUCACACUGCUGUGCUCCAACAUUUCCAGAAGUCCAACUCAGACAGACUGGUUCAGACUGGUCAACAGAACCAAAGCCAGCUGUAUCUCCUCUAUGUACGAGUCUGAAAAUGAAGCUUCAUUCUGUGAUGGAUUUCAAAAUAGAUUUGAAAUGAGCUCCAACAUCUCUACUGUCUUUCUGAAGAUCAAGAGAGUGGAUGUAUCUGACUCUGGACUGUAUUUCUGUGGAUUUUACAAAGGCAAACAUACAGUCAUCACUGAUGCAAUACAUUUAAAUGUUCAAGGUAAUAAUGAAUCUGAUUAUGAAGAGGAUUGUAACUCUGAAGAAAUACCUGGUGGAAUGACAAACCUGAUGAGUGUGGUGCUGGGGGGUCUGACUGUUUUCCUCACUAUAGUCGUCAUUGUUCUGGCUGUUAAACUUCGGACAGCAGCAAAUGAAGAACCGCGUCCUGGAAAAAACAAGAAUCUGGGCUCUGAAGACCUGAAAUCUGCAGCAGCUCUGAGGCUCCUUUCAAAGACAAUGAGAAACAGGAGACCUGCAUCUGAGAGAGAAGUGGAAACUCAUGUUGUCUAUGAUGCCACCAGAUAGACUCAGGAAGCAACUGGAACUCAGUGGCGUGUGGUGAAACCACCAUCUCAAUGCGUAAUUCAGCUGUUUACUACAUGCAUGAAAGAAACCUUUCCUGUCUCAUGAUUAUGUGCUGCUGUCUUUCCUGUGCUGAAAGUCUCUCUUCUGCCUCUCGCUGCAAAGUAUAGAGAAAAAACUUGUGUGGUAAUCCUCAAACUAUUUACUAUUAACUGUCAAUGACAUACUUGAGUGACAGCGCAGAAUCUUGUAUUUUCCUGUCUCAAACUUCUGCAACUUAAGUCACAGUAGUCACACGUCUGAGAAGGCUGGAAGCUGAGUCAAGGGCAACUUGACCAGCACACUUGUCUGUAGCUAGCUAUAGCUAGUCGGCCAAUUAUCCUCAUUGCGCAAAGGUCCAAAGAAGCUGCACCCAUCUAUGCUCGACAAGCCCUUGUCAACGGGACAUGGACACACCCACAAAAAUUACAGAAAUGAGAGGCGCAACGGGCGAUAGUUACCCUAGCUUCCAGAGACAAUAGCAUACUGAGGCCACAAGAAGGCAGUAAAUUACAAGAUGAAUACAAACAGGCCAAAUCUGAUCCUUUCUGUGACAGUGUUGAUAUUGUUUCCACUUCCAAUAUUGAUUGAUUGUGAUUUUAGCCUUAACUGGUCAAGCACUGCUAGCCUUGUUUCCCCCUGACCGCACACCACUGCUGAACAUGCAACCUUGAGUAUUACUGAUGUUUUGUCUUUUUUAUCUGCUAUUUUGUCGUUCUGUGUGGGUGGUGGCAAAAAGAUUUUUUUGUAAUGAAGUCCCAAAAUAAAUUGAAAG